This is a messenger RNA of Polyodon spathula (Mississippi paddlefish), 685 nucleotides long. Its product is annotated as prostate stem cell antigen-like. The coding region runs from base 56 to 427 and encodes 123 amino acids. The record is from RefSeq and is a predicted model, not a curated record. The transcript is spliced from 3 exons. Lineage: Eukaryota; Metazoa; Chordata; Actinopteri; Acipenseriformes; Polyodontidae.
UUAAGAGGAGGCAGUUCCUUAUAUUGAGAGUGAAAACGACUCGUACAGCUCCACCAUGAAGACCGCUCUUGCUUUGCUGCUUCUUGCUUUCAUUAGUAGCUGUGCUGUGGAAGCCCUGUCAUGCUACACGUGUACAGACUCUACCUCCAAUGAGGCCUGCAACAACAAGACUGCCCAGAACUGCAGUUCUACUGACGACACGUGCAUGACCACCAUUGUCACAAUGCUUAAAGUUCAUAACAUCACAAAACUAUGUACCACAAAAAGUGCAUGCAACAGUGCUGCAAACUCCACAUCUGAGAGAAAAGUGACGUGCUGUAAUACGAACCUGUGCAACGUGAACGGCUCCACCACAGCCAGGCUCAAUGUACUGCUUCUGGGAGCUUCAGCAGCUCUGCUUCUCCUGGUCAGCAAGAUCACAGCGUAAGGGCAGCAGCACCCAGCGCUACUCUUCAUUGCCCCUGGAAGAGGAUCUGCGGUUUUUCCCUUGCCUGUUGAAGUGUGAUAUUCUGAUAUUAUAACCCCCUUUCACUCUGAAAGUGCCAUGGUUUGUGUGGGUGUGUUUCUCUACUGAUUUCUGCAUUCUUACCAUUUAUCUCUCUGCUCUGGCUUUAUAAUGAUAGGUGUUAUAGUAUAUAAUAUAUGAUUUAGCAAUUAGAUACACUGAAGUCUAAUAAAUAUGAAC